AUGAGCUUUGGAUUUAGCGUUGGCGACUUUCUUGCCGUAAUAAACCUCGCUAAUAAAAUCAGAAAGGACUUUGCCGGGGCGCCCGAUCACUUCAAGGCCAUUUCUGACGAAGUUCGAAACCUGUCAUUUGUUGUACAGGAUGUCGAAAUCGACGUGUCCAGCAAGGAGCUCGAUAUCAAGCAGCAGACCGAGCUCCAAGGAAUAGCGAAGAGCUGUCGCACUGUUCUCAGCGAGCUUGAAAACAUGAUCGAUACUUACAGAGACUUGGAUGGUACUGGUGAUACAAAGAGAAGCAUUGCGAGACGGACAUGGAGACGAUUGAAAUGGGAACCGAGUGAGAUUCAGGAACUUCGGCAACGGAUAAUCAGUAACAUUGCACUUCUUGAUGCGUUCAACGGACGAAUGACUCGGAAUAGCAUCCGAAACCUCGUGCAACAUCAAGAUGAGCAAAAGCAUCAAGCGUUGCUGAAUUGGCUCUCCCCUUCAGAUUAUGGCGCACAACAGACGGACUAUAUUGCACGACGCCAACCAGGGACUGGUCAGUGGCUUUUGGACUCUCCCGAAUUUCAAUAUUGGAUCUCGGGCUCAAAGCAGACACUAUUCUGCCCAGGUAUUCCUGGGGCUGGGAAAACAAUUUUGACGUCUAUCGUGGUUCAAGAGCUCUACGAGCAACAAAAAACUGAUAGGACCGUUGGCAUCGCUUAUCUAUACUGCAACUUUCGGCUCCGGCAUGAGCAAGGGCUUGCACAUCUACUCGCAAGCCUUUCGAGACAAUUAGCUCAAGGUCAACCAGUAUUGCCGAGUGCCUUACCUUGGAUGUACGAAGAGCAUAAUCCUCAGGGCACAAGACCUUCCGUCGAAGAGCUUUGCAGGGUGCUGGAUUCUCUCGCCCAGACAGGGGGGUUCUCGAAAGUCUUUAUUAUAAUUGAUGCCCUGGACGAAUGCGAUGUAUCAAACCGAUCAUGUUCGAGAUUGUUGGAUUCGAUCUUCAACCUUCAAUCCGAGUGCAACGUGAACAUUUUUGCAACUUCACGCUUCAUACCAGAAAUUACUGAGAGGUUCAAAGGAAUGCCAACGCUUGAGAUCCGCGCAAGCAAAGAAGACGUCACAAGGUAUCUUCGAGACAAUUUAUCAAUUCUGCCGUCCUUUGUGUCUAGAAAUCAGGACUUACAGGAAGAGAUCUCAACCGCGAUUACUACUGCUGUUGACGGAAUGUUUCUACUCGCCCAGCUCCAUCUCAAUUCUCUGAUCGGCAAACGGUCGCCCAAGGCAAUUCGAUCCGCUUUGAAAGGGCUUUCCUCAGAUGUUGAGAAAUACGAGUCUGCAUAUGAUGAUGCCAUGAACCGUAUUCAGGGACAAGUCCCUGACAAAAGUGAAAUGGCGAUACAGGUACUUGCGUGGAUAACUUGUGCCAAAAGACCCCUUACCACUAUUGAGCUACAGACUGCUCUUGCUGUAGAGAUCGGCGAAUCAAAAUUUGACCCUGAGAAUAUCCCCGAUAUUGUUGACAUGGUCUCGGUGUGUGCAGGCUUGGUGACAGUGGACGAGGAGAGCGACGUCAUUCGGCUGGUUCAUUACACUACGCAAGAAUAUUUUGAGCGAACUCAGGCGACUUGGUUUCCGAGGGCGCACCACGAUAUAGGCAGGAUAUGUAUAUCGUACCUGUCAUUGGACGUCUUCACGGUAGACACUUGGUUGAUGAAGACUGAACUUGACACUCAUCUAUCCAUCGAUCUCCAUGAUUUUCAGUGCAAUCAUCCUCUUUUGGUGUAUGCUGGGCACUUCUGGGGUCACCACGUCAACACAAGAGUGCACAGUGAUGACUUAGAAACCAGCGACCACCAGAUCAUUGAGUUUCUCAGCGAUGUUUCAAAGGUGAAUUCCUGUGUACGAACUCUCUUGUGGUAUGAGUUGCCUUCGCAUUCGUAUUGCCAAUGCCAUUAUCUCAGGACCCGAGGCUACUCUCGUGGAUACCCAGUUUCCAGCUCAAAGCUCGCCACCGGUUUACAUCUCGCCGUCUGGUUUUUAAUGCCACGUGUCAUUGAAAAGAUGAUCUCACGCGGUUGGCCUGUUGACUCCAGAGAUUCAUCAGGGAGAACACCAUUGUUCUGGGCAGCUUGCUUUGGUCUCUCGGAUAUAGUGUCUCUUUUACUGGAGGCUGGUGCUGAUCCUGUAAUGAAGGAUUACGAUGGUGAAACACCAUUCCAUGCUGCAGCCUGCUUUGAGUCGGUUAAUUCGACCAGCAUAGUCCGGUCUCUGUUAAGAAAAGCCGCCAAUUCACACCUAAAAGACCUGAAAGGAAACACGCCUCUAUGGCGUGCAUCUCAACAUGGUCAAAUAGCAUUGGUCAAGCUGUUUCUUGAUCAUGACCCAAACGUAAAUCACGGGUCGGUAGAAUUGGAUCGGGUGUUGCACGUAGCUGCAGCAAAUGGGCACAAUGAAGUUGUCAAGCUUCUUCGGGACAGGGGCGCUGACCCGGGGGCUGUAACCGGCGUUGAAUACUAUCACGGUACACAGAUGAUACAAACCCCACUUCUUGCCGCAUCUAUGGAGGGCAAGGAGUCUGUCGUUAAGCUCCUGUUGGGGUGGAAUGUUGAUGUCGAGGUCAAGAAUGAAAAUAGUUGCAGUGCACUCUCCAUCGCUGCGCUGAGAAAUCAUGGGGAGGUCGUUCAACUCUUGCUGGAGAAGGGUGCCAAUCCCAACUCGCUUGAUGAUGUGGGCCGCACAGCAUUUCAUUGGGCUGCUUUUUGGUCCCAUAAUACAAUCCUAGAGUCCCUGGCUGGAUACAGUCCUAUGGGGCCCAACAAGAGAGAUUUCCAUGGCCGAACGCCAUUGCAUGUUGCUUCCGCCCUGGGACACCUACAAUCAGUCCUAGCUCUGCUAGCUAUGAAGGACACUGAUUUGUAA
Penicillium subrubescens is the source of this 2907-nucleotide messenger RNA. Its product is annotated as ankyrin repeat domain-containing protein. The transcript is spliced from 3 exons. NCBI's taxonomy places the organism in Eukaryota, Fungi, Ascomycota, Eurotiomycetes, Eurotiales, Aspergillaceae. Gene Ontology annotation, molecular function: protein binding. The record is from RefSeq and is a predicted model, not a curated record. Bases 1 to 2907 code for a protein of 968 amino acids.